Messenger RNA from Exophiala mesophila, 2167 nucleotides. RefSeq lists its product as uncharacterized. Gene Ontology annotation, cellular component: kinesin complex; kinetochore; centrosome. Gene Ontology annotation, molecular function: microtubule binding. The record is from RefSeq and is a predicted model, not a curated record. Lineage: Eukaryota; Fungi; Ascomycota; Eurotiomycetes; Chaetothyriales; Herpotrichiellaceae. Gene Ontology annotation, biological process: centrosome localization; cell migration; establishment of mitotic spindle orientation. The transcript has a single exon. Bases 25 to 1872 code for a protein of 615 amino acids.
GACUCCAGAUCUCCCCCCGCGACUAUGCCCUCGUCGGACGAUAUCCCUUCUUCACCCCCCAACGGCUCGACUUCGCUGGAGGACUCGUUGAGAUACUACAAAACCCAAUACGAAACCCUCGAGGCGGAACUUGCCGAAUUCCAAACCUCUAGCAAAGAACUCGAAGCCGAACUUGAAAAGGAUAUCGAAGCUUCGGAAAGGCGCGAACGCCAAUUAAAGGACAAAGUUGGCAACUUGCAGUAUGAGGUGGAGGAAUGGAAAACCAAGUACAAGCAAUCCAAACAUGAAGCCUCAAACGUGCAAAACUCGUUGCAGAAGGAAAUCACCCAGUUGCGCGACGACAAUAGAUCCUUACAUAUGCGUCUGCGUGACAUUGAGGUGGCCAAUGAUGAUUUUGAGAAGAAACAACGCAACACCGAGUCAUCCUUGGAGGAUAUGGAGUCAAAGUACAACCAGGCCAUUGAAAGAGGUGUCAUGCUCGAGGAGGAAGUCCGCACUGGCGAACAGGAACGCGAAGCCUUACGGAUAGAGGCACAGCGUCUGAGAGACGAGCUAUCAGAUCUCAGGGUCGAGACUGACAUCACCAAAGAGAAGUUACGAAAAGAGCUCGAAGCCAACGCCAUCAGGAAAAAGCCUUUGACUCUUCGACCUGUGGGUAUGACUGGCUCCCCACGAUCCGAACUGUCUCCGACCACCACCAACGCCUCCUCUCCCACUUUCGACACCCCUCCUACCAAGACCGCCUCCUCGUCCGGCAUCUCAGACAUCCCUACACCCCCAUCGCCUCCAGUUUCAGACAACUCUAUCAACACAAGGAUCCCUUCGACAUCGGGUCUGCCAAAGCCCCGACUCUCACUCAACGCGGCCAGUUCGAACCCUCGACCUGCGACAUCAGCCUCCAAUUCCUCGUCCAGACCCAGUGGCCACACUCGUGGCAACUCGGUCGCCAUGUCACAGACCAGACCUUCAUCAAAUAUGCGACAGAGUAUCUCGAGACCUUCUGGGGCGCUUACAUCGCGAUCCGGUCUGCCACAGUCUAAUUCGAUCAUGCAUCUGAGAAACCUACGAGGAAAAAUGCAGCAAUUGGAAGCGCGGGUCCAAAAUGCCAAAGCAAAACUUCCCGAGUCGCGGCUGCCAGCUCCCACUAGCACUCCCCCCAGAAUGUCACCCAGAAGUGGCUCAGCACUGGGCACUCAUAUCCCCUCGUCGGUGACAGUUCGAAGUCGAAAACGCACCAAUGGAAGUACCAUCAGCGGGUUGGAGUCGUUGCCAGACAAGCGGGUCGAUACACCAUCAGUGCCGACGUCGCGAACAAGUCGUAUGUCGGUGAGUCAUCAGGCACCGGGCUCGCCGACCAGAGGGGAGAUGGCGGCACCGUCCUUUCGACCAUCCAGUCGAACCAGUGGCUUCUCUGGGCGAGCUUCGUUUGUGCCCAACCACAGCAGGCCGGGAAGCCGGGCGAGUGUGACAGGAUUCCGGGCGCCGCUUGGAAGCGGAGUAGGGUCCAAUUUUGCGCCAAAUGCAUCGACAGAUAAAGUUCGACCAAAGAGCAGCCUGAGUAGCUAUGGGUACGAUGGCACCCUAGAUUCCGAGGCAAGUGAUACUUCUGCAUUUUCGGAUCUGAAGGACGCCGUCACGCCGACGCCUCGGCGAACGACCUUCGCCAAACGAACGAGCGACGUGGGGUCUGGGAUCCCAAGUCCAACCAAACGGACGAGUAUGAGUGGAGCACUGGGCAAAACCCCAGGAUUAGGGCGACGACAAAGCUCGGGGCUUACUCGGAUCGAGGGGGGAGCAGCGGGCGACAUGAGACCUCCUUCACGACAGUUGAACAACGUGAAUGAGGGCUACGACGUUAAUGAAACAUUUUGAAAGGCAGAAUGACGAUGACUUGCAAUGGACCGAUUAGCGAAGGGGUUCUUAUGGUGUGCUUGUCACGAUACUCUGGUUGAUACUCUAGUUGACGGUGAUGUCAUGAUGAUCACCUGCAUGACCGUGGAGUCUUGAGGUUCUGCUUAGAUGGAUGUUGAAGAGAUGGGGUGGGCACAGGAACCAAGCAGAUUCGAAACAUAGGAUGAAUAUCACUUGUUAUUGCCGGUGUGUGUUGUUGGAAUCUCGACUCUCCAAGGACGUUUGCUCUAUCUCUCAACACUGGAACGCAACACCA